Messenger RNA from Ochlerotatus camptorhynchus, 2144 nucleotides. Its product is annotated as transcription factor glial cells missing-like. The transcript has 3 exons. Gene Ontology annotation, molecular function: DNA-binding transcription activator activity, RNA polymerase II-specific; RNA polymerase II cis-regulatory region sequence-specific DNA binding. Gene Ontology annotation, biological process: gliogenesis; regulation of transcription by RNA polymerase II. The coding region runs from base 173 to 1774 and encodes 533 amino acids. The record is from RefSeq and is a predicted model, not a curated record. NCBI's taxonomy places the organism in Eukaryota, Metazoa, Arthropoda, Insecta, Diptera, Culicidae. Gene Ontology annotation, cellular component: nucleus.
AUAGAGCAAACAUUCAAUCGAACAAAGUGGAAAAGCAGAUAAACAAUAGUGUUUCAUGGUGAAAUUCAAUUAAAUAUUAAAAUUGAAUUAAACUCUGGUGAACUUUAGAGUGUGCAGAAAAUCGGACACAGCUCAGUAAUCAAUUGAUACGGAAGCAAUUUAUGCUACUAGAAUGGUGAUAGUGCAAUCAAACAUCAUCACAUCCAACACAUCCGGCCGGAUCGGUCUCGAGUGGGACAUCAACGAUCCGAACGUACCGUUAGUAAACGAAGCAGAUCUCGAUGAGUUCGACGAAUGGAGUGAUGGCCACUGUCGCCACAUCUACCGUGCAAUGGAAGAAAUGGCCAAACGACAUUCCUCCGGUUGGGCCAUGAGAAAUACCAAUAACCACAAUGUUAGCAUUCUGAAGAAGAGCUGCUUGGGCGUGCUGGUAUGCUCGGUGAGAUGUGUCCUGCCCAGUGGGGACAAAAUUCAUUUGCGGCCUGCCAUAUGCGAUAAGGCCCGACGAAAACAACAGGGAAAAACAUGUCCCAAUCGUCUUUGCGUGGGAGGAGUGCUGGAGAUUCAACCGUGCAGAGGACACUGUGGCUAUCCGGUAACUCAUUUCUGGCGUCAUACACCGAAUGCCAUCUUCUUCCAAGCCAAAGGAGUUCACGAUCAUGCACGUCCGGAGUCGAAAUCAUCAGGCGAGACCCGAAAGAUUUUGGGCAUUGGCCGACGGGAACGCGUUCUCAAAGCCAUUCAAUCGAAAGUUACAAAGAUCACAAGUGCAAAGCAAACCAAAAAAGUCACCAAACAAAUGUUGGACACUGGAAAGGCUCUAUCGUCCAACAGUAACUUGAACCGACUGCAUUCCGAAUCCAGCUACAACUUAACCUUCCCGACCGGUUACAAAUCGAGCAACCAAUGCAAUUACGUUACCACUCCGACCAACCCAUCGACGCAUGCUCAUCAACCAACCGCAGAUUACAACCAAACCUACUACUACGAUAAUGCUAGUUUCAUCCAUCCGGAGGAAAUUUUCCAGCUAGACCAACCCAUUCGACCAAUCAACAAGUACCCGAGCAGCUCAACCACAAGUCUUCACACCCUGGGCAGCUCUCCGCCCACCGUUCUAGACAUGGAGAGUGGCAAUAUCUACAAGAACACCCCAAACAACGCUAGCUACGGUGUUCGUUACUUUGACUGCAUUAAAUACGAAACUAGCAGCAACGAUACGGAUACUGCCAGUCUAACUAGCGGCUCCAGUGUGUUUGAUGACUUCUCGUACUACUCCAGCCCCCAAAUUGAUUAUCACAGCGUAAACACAGUGACUAGCAACAAUAAUAACAACAAUAACAAUUGCAACCUACCCGACAUGAACAAGAUGAACCUGCGUCUGUGUGACGAUAUCAAUUCGUUUUUUAUUGGCCAAUCGAGUUGCGUGACGCAGAAUAAGCAACUCACUGAAGGCGUUGUCGGCGGCUCAGCCGAGAACAAUCAGCUCGAGAGCUAUUGCUACGAAAAUUACAGCAAUUCCGCCUCACCGAAUGCAGCGAUAACGCAGCUACCGUACGGUGGAUACGGCGAAGGUUCCAGCGGAGAUGCCCUCGUUCCGAAUGGCACGGUAGAGCAGACGGCACUCGGCGUUGAUGGAUGGUGGAAUAGCAGUAGUAGCGGUAAUUACGCAGCGUCGCAACCCGGCUGGAGUCAGAUCGAUACCAUCGCUAAUGGUAGUCAACAGCACGGGCAGCAGCAGUACUAUCUGAUGGAACAAACUGACUAUUUGAGUUAAAUUGGAGGUGGAGAAUAUAUAAUGUGGGGGUGAUUAAGACUUGACAAAUUGUUGUUGAAUUAAGCCAAGGAAUUAAAGAGGACUCUCUUAAUCUGUUGAGAUGUUGAGUUUGUUGCCGGCGUGGGGUGAGAGUGAGUGGAUCGAGCGCUCAUUUACAGCAAAUUAAACCAUUGAACCUUAUUGUCGAACUCAUUAAGUUUCAGCGAGGAUUAAUCAAAUGUACCAGUGUAGCAAGACCUACUUUUUAUUUUACAACUAUAUUAAGAUAUUAUUUUUCUCUCGACUCAGUACUGAUCGUAAUUGUCCUUAACCGGACCAGUGAGAAUGUUUUCAAAUGUAUGUAAUUAGAGGUUGCGAUACACGUGUUUUG